CUGACGUAUGUAAAGAUGGCACUCGACAUCGGGAGACAACUCGUACCCGUAAUGUACACCGUAGAAAACGGAGAAAACAUUCAAACCUGCGAAUUGUAGCGGAAAAAAUAAUGAGAUUACGAUUAUCUAACGUUGCAUUCGUUGAUCGUGGCACUUGUAAUUUCAAUUCGAUCGUGGUUACUUUGUAACGGCUGCCGUCGUAGCAAAGGAAGUCUCGGUUCCGUUGCGUCGCGAGGAAUCGCAGCGGCUAUCAAAAAAUCGUGGCGCUGUGUUGAGCGUGCGCUGACGCCAUAGUGUGCGCGAGAGGCGAGAACAGCCGAAAUGGAGGAGAGUCAAACAUCGGAAAGUGUCGCCGUGCUACCGGACAUGUCCGAACCGUUGACGAGCGAGACCGAGGAGGCGUCCGCCCUAACGACCGAACACGAGGCACAUCCCGUCGCGGUGACGGCGAGCGUCACUUCGGUACCGGGUGUUCCUGGUGUUCCAGGAGUCGGGGUACCGGUUUCUUUGCCUGUCGGUUCUAUCAUCGGUGUAGCGAACUCAACCAACGGCACGACCUUCAACGUCAUCACCUCGGAUCAGUUGCAGUUACCUGGCUCGGGACAAUUCAAGCAGAUGCUAUGUGUUGACAACGGUUUUAUUUGUGAACCUCGUCAUGAUAAAGACACUGAUCCUUUAAGGUGGAACGGAGAACUAAAGGCAACGCACAUAGUAAUUCAGAACAGUACAGAGGAACAUGAAUCUGAGCAAAUACAUGUGUCCACAGCGAAUACUCAACAAAUAUGCAGUUGGUCGGAAUCCGCUAAUUUGGCAGUGUUGCCUGUCAGGUGUAAAAAUACAAAUGCAGAGUUACAUAAAAGCAGAUUUGGAUCUGGAGCUAGAGGGAGAUGUAUUAAACUUGGACAAGACUGGUAUACUCCAAGUGAGUUUGAGGCACUCUGUGGAAGAGCUUCGAGUAAAGAUUGGAAACGUAGUAUUAGAUUCGGUGGCAGAAGUUUACAGACUCUAAUUGAUGAGCAAAUUUUAAAGCCACAUGCAACCUCUUGCACUUGUGCAGCAUGUUGCGAUGAUGAUAGUGCUACAGGACCAGUUCGAUUGUUUACGCCUUACAAGCGUAGGAAAAGAGCCAGGGAUACAUCAGACGGAGAUGUACCAACACGAAAAAUAAAAAGUGAUAAUUCCCGCGAUGGGAGCAAUAAUGAUGAAAGUGACAGUGAAGUUGUUGUACCUGAUAAGGAAGUAUGGCCACAGUUUGUCUCAACAGAUGGUUUAGUUGUACAGCAACCACAAGAUCAAGAUGGAGUAGUUCAAAAUGUACAUCAGUCAGAAAAUGGACAGAUCGAUGAUAUCUUUAAAAAACUCGACGAAAUGUCAAAUAAAAUGUUAAAACUAGCUUACGAAUUUAGAAGAACCUUAGAAGAAGCUAAGGAGGUAAACAGACAACAAAGAAGGGAGCAAGCACUAGUAGCCCAACUAGGAGGUAGAGGAGAUGUCAUUGAAGCUGUUGGAUUACAACCAGCAUCGGAUACUCAUAACAAAAAAUGCGCUAAUUGCGACAGAGAAGCAUUUGCAGAGUGUUCUUUAUGUAGGAGAACACCAUAUUGUUCAACAUUUUGUCAACGCAAAGAUUGGGCAGGACAUCAAGUGGAAUGUGUAAGGGGUGCUGCUGAAACUGUAAUGCUUAUAGUAGAAAGUAGUAGUGGAGAUACCAGUGCCCUUGCGACGACAACGGGGGACCAAUAGCUAGUGUUCCUCACACCUAUUCACCAAAGGAAUAUAGAAACUGAACAAAUUAACUUACAAACUUCAAAAUUAAAAGAAGAGACGAAGACUUAAAAAGAUUUGUUUAAUGACUUGGAAUGCCGGAGUUCUGUACAUACCGUAGUAAAUAUUUUGUACGCGUAUAAGCUAAAGUGUAAUGAUAUUAUUAAGUAUGUAAGUAUAUGUACGCAGAAGUUGAAACAUCUUCAGAAUCAUGGUUGGAAAUCAUGGGAAACGUUAAUGAAAAAGAUAAAAAAUCAUAUACCAAAUGAUUGUGCAAAUAAAAAUGCAAGAAAAUAUGCUUUAUAAAGGCAUACGCGUGCAUAUGUGUAUGUAUACACGUAUAUAUCUGUAAUACAAUUUUUGUCACUAAAAAAUAUAUGUGUAUACAUAUCUAUGUGUACUGCACAUUAUAAAAUAUACUUUUAUGAUUUUUUUAAUAAAAAUCUAAACCGACCAAAGGAGGUAGUUAUGCUUCUAUGGAAGCUAUUUAUCUACAUCAUUACAAACGUGUUUUCUGUUUAUAGAUAUUAUUUUGUAAUGCUAUUUUUAUUAGUAAAAUUUUUAAAAAGUGA
Messenger RNA from Nomia melanderi (Alkali bee), 2336 nucleotides. It is a transcript of the gene Deaf1, whose product is annotated as deformed epidermal autoregulatory factor 1. Gene Ontology annotation, biological process: regulation of transcription by RNA polymerase II. Gene Ontology annotation, cellular component: nucleus. The record is from RefSeq and is a predicted model, not a curated record. NCBI's taxonomy places the organism in Eukaryota, Metazoa, Arthropoda, Insecta, Hymenoptera, Halictidae. Gene Ontology annotation, molecular function: DNA binding; DNA-binding transcription factor activity, RNA polymerase II-specific.